This is a messenger RNA of Leptidea sinapis, 2875 nucleotides long. It is a transcript of the gene Cda4, whose product is annotated as chitin deacetylase 1. Gene Ontology annotation, biological process: carbohydrate metabolic process. Bases 110 to 1558 code for a protein of 482 amino acids. Gene Ontology annotation, molecular function: chitin binding. The transcript has 12 exons. The record is from RefSeq and is a predicted model, not a curated record. Gene Ontology annotation, cellular component: extracellular region. NCBI's taxonomy places the organism in Eukaryota, Metazoa, Arthropoda, Insecta, Lepidoptera, Pieridae.
UUUAGUGGUGGCAGCCAUUGGUUUCGACAUAGUCUUGGCAGUGCCGACGAACUAGUGAAAGGUGGUAUGUCGCUGUGCUGAAUCGACAUUCGACACUAUACGUUACACGAUGACGGCAUGCAGUCGAAUUUUUAUAUUCUGUGCCAUAUUUUUAAAUGUCAACUGCCAAAAAGAUAAAGAAGCGGAAGACUUUGUUUGUCCCGAGGGAACACAAGGAAAUGGUAACUUUGCGGACCCAGCGACAUGUAGAAGAUUUUAUCAGUGUGUUGAUGGAUACCCGUACUUAAAUAGAUGUCCUUCUGGUCUGUAUUUCGAUGAUAUCAGCAAGUACUGCACCUUUAAGGCUGAGGCGAGAUGCGGUCCUAUCGCUACUACGCCUGCUCCCAUUACUGAAGCACCACUGGACCUAGCUACAAGAUGUGAACCAGCGGAGUGUCAACUUCCAUAUUGCUUUUGUUCAAAAGACGGCACGUUAAUUCCGGGCGGUCUUGAACCCGAAGAUACACCACAGAUGAUAAUGCUUACAUUCGACGGCGCCGUUAAUUUGAAUAAUUUCGACUUAUACAAGAAAGUUUUCAACGGAAAGUUGCGCAAUCCCAACGACUGUCCUAUUCGGGGCACUUUCUUCUUAUCGCACGAGUACAGUAACUAUGUGAUGGUACAAUCGCUUGCCCAUGACGGUCACGAAAUUGCGACUGGUACAAUAUCACAACAACAAGGUCUACAGGACAAAGGGUAUGAAGAAUGGGUCGGUGAAAUGAUCGGAUUGCGAGAGAUUCUGCGCAGAUUUGCGAAUAUAUCACGUUCAGAAAUUGUUGGCACUAGAGCACCAUUCCUCAAACCCGGCAGAAAUACACAAUUCAAGGUUUUAGAAGAUUUUGGCUACAUCUACGACAGUUCAAUUGGAGUUCCACCGCUACCAUUGCCGGUGUGGCCGUACACUCUCGAUUACAAAAUCGCUCACGAAUGUAAAUCUGGCACUUGUCCCACAAAAUCUUUCCCAGGUUUGUGGGAGGUUCCGUUUAACACACACUACGUGGAAACGUACGAGGGCGGCCAUUGUCCGUACUUGGAUCAAUGUGUUCUUCAUAAUCAUGACUCUAAUGACGUUUUAGAAUGGCUUCAAGAAGAUUUCAACAGACAUUAUGAACAGAAUAGAGCGCCCUAUAUGAUGCCCUUCCAUACCAACUGGUUCCAGAUCAAAGAAUUAGAACGUGGCUUACAUAAGUUCUUGCGUUGGGCUUCAGAACUGGACAACGUUUGGUUCGUCACAGUAACACAAGCUCUCACAUGGAUAACAGAACCGAAACCGGUGAAAUUGUUGAACAACAAUUAUGAACCUUGGCGAUGUGACAAAAAGGAUCUUCCAGCCGCACCCUGUAAUUUGCCCAAUAAGUGUGCGUUGUCAUUCAAACAUCCGGAAACAAACUUCAGUGACACGCGGUACAUGGAAUCUUGUUUCGAUUGCCCGAAUCAAUAUCCAUGGUUGGGUGACAGCGGUGGAACUGGAAUACCCGGGAAAGACAACUACAUCCCCGAAAACCUCAAACGAAAAUAAUUUUAAAUAUUGUGUAUGACAUUAGAUGAUUAACCGAUGACAGACCGAAAAAAUAAUUAAAAUCUAGCAACUGUUGAAUAAUGCUAAAUAUAAGAAGUGUAAGGGUGCGUACAGAUUACGCGCGCCAGCCUCGCGAGUGUUUUGCCCGAGUUGAGGUUCAUUUGCCGCGCGAGCCAAUAUGUUGUUAUUAAUUUAGUAAAGUGAAUGCCACCCGGCAGCCGAUCCAGCUUGUACAGCCCGCGGCAACUAGACAGGCCAGUUCAUUCUUGUAAACCAAAAUAGCCAUAACUGAUUUGUCGCACAUAGAGACUCCUAUACUAGCCUGCAAUACCUUUUUCAAGUAUCAAAACAGUAAAUUUCAUUGUUAAUUGUCUAUUUUUAAAUAUUCGCCGCGCGUGGCAAUCCACAAAAACAAAUCGUCCCAACUGCGCGGGAGCGAACGACAGAAGAUCCUUUGAUGCGGUCUCAAAAGUAAUUUUCGAUAGUUUCCCGCGCGUAAUUUGUACGCACAUUAAUGCAACAUGAGCAGUGGUGGUAUCAUCAGCCUAUGAUCACUCCUGGUAGUAACGACGAAGAGUCGGUAAAGUUUCCACUCUAAUUCAUAGGUUACGAAUUUAUUUGUUCAAUUAAAAACCUUUCCCAGUAGUAAUUUGAUUUAUAAUAAAAAGUAGCCAAAACCAUUUUAAGCAUUUCGUCUUGGUUGGUGACUAAUCACUAACCUACUUGAUGAAGAAUGCUUCAAAUAUUAGACAAUUAUUUCUCUCAGACAGAAAACCGCCACGCGUUUGAGCAAUCAUAUUUAUAUAAAUAAUAUAUGUAUGGUAUAUAGUGUGAGUAACAUAACACAAAUAAUCGACCGCAGAAAUCGUGCUCUGUCUGAGAGAACCCUUAGCUGUCUCGAGUCCUUUGCAUUUUUCGCCCAAAGAUUGAUAGCUCUCGUUUGUCAUCUGUUGCCAUUUUGGAAUGUAUUCGUGAUGUUUUUAUGUAAUUGGAUUGUGUUGUCAAUUGCGUUGUAAUAUUUGACGUUGUAAAUUGUACAUAAUGUUAUUUCGUGUGGCAGUGACUAGUCAUUGCUUUGUUAGAAGUAAGUUAUAGUUUUAGCUAGGACCUUUUGACAUUAAAUAAAGAUGUAAAAAUUUAAUUUGAUACUAAAGCUUUCGUCAUAUUGAUUAUUUGUUCAUACGUCUUGUGUUAAGUGUUGUUUUUUUGACGUUGGUGCUACGUAAAAAUAAAGAAUAAUAAUAAUACAAACCAUACCCUUAUAAUAAUUUAAUAGUAAUAUGAAAGAUAAAUAAAACAAUUUUUAAAACUGGUAAA